AAACUAAUGGAUCAAAUUGUAGCAGCUUUCACCAAAAAGCUCCUUCAAAGCAAUUUCAGAAGAGAAGCAUUAAGAUUUCAAUCAUGGCUGCAACUUCCUCGUACAUAGCUUGCACUAAAUUCUCCAUGUUGGGUUGGAGUGGAAUGAAAAAAGAUUUGAGGGGGAAAAAGGUUCUUUCAAUUUCAGCUCAGCAGCAAGCUGAAGUUGGUGAAACACAGGAAGCUAAAGUGCAGGAAGAACCAGACAGGGUCAAGCAACAAGCUACACAACCAAGGCCGGUGGAGAAACAAAUCAAUGUGAAGAGCAAAAACAUGAGCAAAGAAUUCGGAGGGCAGUGGCUCAGCAGUGUUACGCGGCACGUCAGAAUCUAUGCCGCCUACAUCGAUCCGGAAACCUGCGAGUUCGAUCAAACUCAGAUGGAUAAACUCACCCUUAUACUUGACCCUACUGAUGAGUUUGUCUGGACUCCUGAAACUUGCAAUAGUGUUUAUUCAUACUUCCAAGAGCUUGUGGAUCACUAUGAGGGAGCGCCGUUGACGGAGUACACGCUGCGAUUGAUCGGUUCAGACAUAGAGCACUACAUCAGGAAGCUACUAUAUGAUGGAGAAAUUAAAUACAACAUGAAUGCCAAAGUAUUGAACUUUAGCAUGGGGAAGCCACGCAUUGAAUUCAAUAGCAACAAUGAUGGGAAGGUUCAAGAUGCAUAAAUGACUAGAUUCUAACAAAAAUGGCAAGCAAAAGGGCAUGGUUAGACAGGCCAUAUAGUAUCAGUUUCAAAUGCAUCACAAUUCACAAUGUUGUACACAUUAAAACUUACAUCUUUGGCAGAGAAGCCUGAUGCUUAAAUUCGCUAAUGAUUGUGAAAAAUCCAUGUAAUAGAUAAAAUUUUAUGCCGA
This is a messenger RNA of Hibiscus syriacus, 896 nucleotides long. Its product is annotated as NAD(P)H-quinone oxidoreductase subunit M, chloroplastic. The record is from RefSeq and is a predicted model, not a curated record. The coding region runs from base 84 to 707 and encodes 207 amino acids. Gene Ontology annotation, molecular function: oxidoreductase activity, acting on NAD(P)H, quinone or similar compound as acceptor. Lineage: Eukaryota; Viridiplantae; Streptophyta; Magnoliopsida; Malvales; Malvaceae. The transcript has 2 exons.